This is a messenger RNA of Mercenaria mercenaria, 1286 nucleotides long. RefSeq lists its product as uncharacterized. The transcript is spliced from 2 exons. Bases 622 to 1014 code for a protein of 130 amino acids. The record is from RefSeq and is a predicted model, not a curated record. Lineage: Eukaryota; Metazoa; Mollusca; Bivalvia; Venerida; Veneridae. Gene Ontology annotation, biological process: DNA recombination; DNA integration. Gene Ontology annotation, molecular function: DNA binding.
UUUAGUUAGUUUUGAAGGAAAAAAAAGAAAUGACACAAAUAAUACAAAAAUCAUGUGAAAAAUGACAACAGAAAAAUGAGCUAAUCAAACAAGUCUCAAUUACUUUUAAUUACAUUUCAUAGAAAUAGAGACAUUUUUUUUUCUUCUUCAAAUCCUACUUAUAAUUUAGUAAAAAGAGAUGUUUAGUGCCUUUUUUGUUUGUAUUUUACUAUAAAACAGACUGAUUGAAUAGGCUAGUUUGUCUUAAAUUUAUAGAUUUUGUUCACAGAAUGGCACCUUGGACAAAAAGUUGAUUUGGACACCAUUUCCAAGCAAGAUCUGAACAACUACCUCAAGAAAUUCUAUGCCUAAGCAGCUCCAAAGAUAACGGAUAAGCACAAGAGAAAAAGAUUGAGCUUUCCAAGAGGCCAAUGCUAAAAUAAAAACCAAUCUUAAAAGUGGAUUAAACAUUCCUGUUCAGCAUAAGCCUAUCAUUCCUCCUGAACACAUGAUCAAAACCUAUAACUAUCUCAAUACAACUUAGACAACAUAGAAUCUGGUUCAUUUUGAGUGUUCAGUAUGUCAGUAGAAGGCUUUAAUUCCAUCCGAAGCUAAACAAGAACAGCCUAAAAGUUUGUACUGAUGAAAAUGGGAUGGAAUUUGUCUCGUGAUGUCCAGGAGAAGCAGAACCAGGGUGGUGCAGAAAACACAAAGAGAAUGUAUGCUCUUGGUCCUGAUGAAAAGAAGAAUUGUCCUGUGCAGGCCUUGAAACUAUAUCUUCUAAGUGUGAUCCAAAUGCUGAGAAACUCUUCUGUCAUAUACACUGCACACUGCCUAAGAGCAACUGCAACACAAGGAUUGGAUGAUGCCGGAUUUGAACUUCGACACAUAAUGUUCAUGACCGGCCAUAGAAAUGAGGCUUCUGUAAGGUCAUACAAUACAGGCGUACACAACCAGACCAAGCAGAAACUUUCAAACAUUCUGACAAAUAUUACUAUGGGGAAAAGUUCGGAGAAUGUGGGGGGCAUACUGUAGGCUUACUUACUUUAGCGGUGUACUAAUAACAGCGCUUUUAGCACUAUCGCACGUGCGCUAAUUCAUGUCUGCGCAUUAAUUUGUCCAAGCAUUUUCAUGUACAUUUUCAUUUGAUGAUGUUUUCUUCGAACUUUUGCAAAUAAAUACUCCUGAGAGUUUGCACUAGUUACACUGCUUUCUAAUUAUUUUAAGGUUCGUAUGAUAUUCCUGUUUAUUGUUCAUAUUAUUAUUUUAAAUAUAUGAUCAUGCAAAAUAAAAUAUUUAAGCUUGUA